Papilio polytes (common Mormon) is the source of this 1704-nucleotide messenger RNA. RefSeq names its product sodium-independent sulfate anion transporter-like. The transcript has 5 exons. Gene Ontology annotation, biological process: transmembrane transport. Gene Ontology annotation, cellular component: membrane. Bases 1015 to 1704 code for a protein of 229 amino acids. Lineage: Eukaryota; Metazoa; Arthropoda; Insecta; Lepidoptera; Papilionidae. The record is from RefSeq and is a predicted model, not a curated record. Gene Ontology annotation, molecular function: sulfate transmembrane transporter activity.
CAAUAAAAGUUAAUGGUGCUAAAAUACUUGUCUAUUUAUUUAUGAUCAUCCCAACCUGUAAUACAAUAAAUCUAUCGACGCAGUUUACAAUCUAGUGCAAUGAUUCUCAACCUUUUUUGUUGCGGCACGUAUUUAACAAUUUCAAAAUUUGGCGGCACACAAAGAAAAUAUAAAUUUAUUUACUUACUGCAACACACUGCAUAAAUAGUUUAUGACAAAAAUAUGCAAAAUUUGCCGAAACACAAAAGUGCCGCGGCAACUGUGCUCAGUUGAGAAUCACUGAUCUAGUGUUUGCCUGCGGCGCGGGGCGCGGGGCGCGGGGCGCGGGGCCUGUGAGGCACAUAUGUAUUUAAGAAGCUGUCCUGUUAUAAUAAAAGGAACAGACGACCGAAUAGCUAAAAAAAAUAUAAACACUUCGCUGAUCGGCUUCAAUAUUUUAAUGUUUAUGCGUGUCUUUAUCAUUUAAGACGAAAACGUCGUUUCAGUAUUCGGCGUUUAGCAGCAGUACGAUAUCAACAUCUAAGAUAUGACUUUGAAUUGUUUACGCAGAUAUGUACAGAUUGCAUCACGAACUUUUCACGAAAAAAGGUUGCACUGACCACCGCCGCGCAUACACCACUCCCGCGGAGUUGUCUCUUCCGGGGGAUGGUUUUGAAUGACGAUUCAUUAGAUCUAAACAAUAGUGUCGCUAUAUAGUUUAAACUUCAUUAUAUCGUUAUAGUGUCAUGAUUGCGAGACGGGUCUUGCACGUUGAUUGCCACCCGAUAUUGAAAAUUAUAUAACUUAUGUUCCACGCAGAUAACGUAUAUUUAUUAAUAAAUAAAGUGGGAUAAUCAUUAGACGGCCGGAGAGAAUUGUCGACGUCGCGCUAUCUUAUUUACUUUCGGCGUCAAAGGUUCCUACUAAAGAUACCGCGAGCGAUGCGCGGCAUCAGUCGCGACGCGGAGUGCGGGCGACGCUGGCUGCCACUCGCUGCCACUCGUUGCCACUCACUGCCACUCGCUGCCACUCGCCAUGGACACGGAGGAGGGCACGCCGCUGGCGGAGGAGCGGGGCGGCGCGCGGGGCUGGCGAGCGGCGCUGGCGCAGCGGCUGCCGGUGCUGCGCUGGGCGCGGCGGUACUCGCGCGCCGCGGCCGCCGCCGACGCAGUGGCGGGCGUCACGCUCGGCCUCAUGCUGGUGCCGCAGAGCAUCGCCUACGCCUCGCUGGCCAACCUCCCCGUGCAGUACGGACUCUAUUCGGCUUUCAUUGGCACGAUGCUGUACGUGGCGCUGGGCACGGUUAAGGAGGUUUCCAUCGGGCCCACCAGCCUGAUGGCGCUGCUGACGCUGCAGACGUGCCGCGGCCUGCCCGCAGACUUCGUCGUGCUUCUCACCUUCCUGUCGGGCGGCGUUGUGCUGCUCAUGGGCCUGCUGCGGCUCGGGUUCCUGGUGGAGCUGAUCUCGCCGUCGGUGACGAGCGGCUUCACGUCGGCGACGGCGGUCAUCAUCACAGUGGCCCAACUGAAGGGCCUGCUGGGUCUGAGCUUCGUUGCCGAGAGCGUGGCGGAGAACGUGGAGCUGAUUGCGGCGCGCUGGCGCGACGUGCGCCCGCCUGACUGCCUGCUCAGCCUGCUCUGCUGCGCCGCGCUGCUGCUGCUGCGGAAAUUAAAAGACGUGAAGGUGGGUCCGAAGCGGCGCAAGUUGAAGAAGGCGUUGUGGUAA